Molecule: messenger RNA, 1903 nt
Organism: Rubroshorea leprosula
Lineage: Eukaryota; Viridiplantae; Streptophyta; Magnoliopsida; Malvales; Dipterocarpaceae
Source: the annotation of a GenBank genome assembly
GCUCUGCUAGUGCUUGGGGGUCAGGGAGAAUUUCAUGCUUUCUGUGCAAAUGCAGAACAUCCAUAGCAGGCCAAUUCGUUGACAAAAUCUCAACCCCAAGACACAAAAAGGAAAAAGAAAAAAAUGAAGAGAUUAUGGAGGGUACAAGUGCUGCAACACGGCAUCUUUACUUUGUUUCUGCGGCUCCUAGUCCUCCCUUGGACACAAGCCAAUGAUGAUGUGCUCAUGUUGAUGGCUUUCAAGAAAUUCUCUGUUACCUCAGAUCGUCAUGCUGUCUUGGUUAACUGGACUGAUACUUCUUCCAGCCCCUGAGAUUUCCUCAAUACAGUUGUGAGUAAUCUCAAGAAUUUGAGAUAUUUCUAUGUGCCAUUCAACAACAUAACUGAUUCUGUGCCAUUAUCUAUCACUAAUUGUACUCAACUUCAAGUGCUCGACCUCAGUUCUAAUGGCUUUACAGGGACUAUCCCUCCAGGAUUCUGUUCUUCCUCGACCUCAGCCCUGCGAAAGAUUAUUUUAGCCAACAACUAUCUCUCAGGAACAGUGCCGUUGGAGCUUGGAAGCUGCAAGAACCUGAGGGCAAUUGAUCUCAGUUUCAACAGCUUGAUUGGUUCUAUUCCCUCAGAGAUUUGGACCUUACCAAAUCUUUCAGACUUAGUUAUGUGGGCAAAUAAUCUCGAUGGUGAGAUCCCAGAAGGCAUUUGCUCCAAUGGAAGGAACUUGGAGACCCUCAUUCUCAACAACAAUCUCAUAACUGGAACCAUUCCACAGUCCAUUGGCAACUGUACUAAUAUGAUAUGGGUGUCACUUUCCAGCAACCGCCUUACUGGACAAAUCCCCGUCGGUUUUGGAAAUCUUCAUAAACUUGCUAUCUUGCAAUUGGCUAACAAUUCACUCACUGGACAGAUCCCUCCAGAACUAGGCAAUUGCCGGAGCCUCAUUUGGCUUGACUUAAACAGCAAUGCCCUAUCUGGAAAUCUCCCACCUGAGCUUGCCAACCAAACUGGCACGGUCCUGGCUGGCGUUGUUUCCGGAGAGCAAUUUGCGUUCAUAAGAAAUGAGGGUGGAACAGCAUGCAGGGGUGCUGGAGGUUUGCUUGAAUUUGAGGGGAUGCGAUCAGAGAGGCUUGAAAGUCUCCCAAUGGUUCAUUCUUGCUCAUCCACUAGAGUUUAUUCUGGUUGGACUGUUUAUACUUUCUCUAGUGGUGGUAGCAUGAUAUACCUUGAUCUCUCUUACAACUCCUUGUCUGGAACCAUUCCUGAGAAGUUUGGUACAAUGAGCUACUUGCAAGUCUUGAAUUUGGGACACAACUCGCUAGCUGGGGAUAUUCACAGCUUUGGAGGUUUGAAAAAUAUUGGAGUUCUAGAUCUCUCUCACAAUCAUCUUCAAGGCUAUCUGCCAGUUUCGUUAGGGACUCUCAGUUUUCUCAGUGACCUUGAUGUUUCCAACAACAACCUCACUGGUCCAAUCCCCUCCGGAGGUCAGCUGACCACUUUCCCAGCAUCCAGAUAUGAGAAUAAUUCAGGCCUUUGUGGGGUACCAAUGCCUGUGUGUGGCUCUGGAAGCCACUCAACAGGCUUACAUACUCGGGGAAGAAAGCAAUCUGUGGCAACGUGCAUUGCCUGUAGAAAAACUGUUUUUGGUGGACAACCAUUCAAACCAGACUACAACAAUAUACCCUGUGCUGUGUUUAGUGGAGCUAAUAUGAUCCUUGCUGGAAAGGAGGAACAAGGGUUCACUACUGCUGAGGGUAUUUUCAUUGCAGGCUGGUCAGAGGAGAGCUAUGGGUAAGUAUUUUGCAUAACAAUCUUUGGUAACUGUUUCUAACUGUAGCUUCAUUAGAUACUUCUCGUCCUUCUAUAGUUAGAAUAUGCAUAAAGAUUGGUAAUAAAAAUCACUAACAUGU